This is a messenger RNA of Mesorhabditis spiculigera, 768 nucleotides long. The record is from the annotation of a GenBank genome assembly. Lineage: Eukaryota; Metazoa; Nematoda; Chromadorea; Rhabditida; Rhabditidae.
AUGCUGUCGGCUACCCUCGUUGAUACAGCAGGGAUUCUUGAAAACAACGACCCGAUCGAGAAUGAAGGCGUCAAGGGGGCGAGGGAAAAGCUGAACGAAGCGGAUAUCGUCGUAGCUGUGUCUGAUGCUCGAGAGGACGACAUUGUGCUUGACGAACUUAUCAUCGAUCUACAAGAGGCUGUGAACGGCGCACCGAUCAUUGCUACCGGAAGCGCUGCCGGUGAAGCCGAUGGACAAGACGCCGCCCGACUUCUCAAUCUGCUUAGAUUUGCUGAAUUGCGGUAUAAACCAGAAGUCGGGAAUGGCGAGAUUCAAUGGGGCGGAAGUUGGCACUGGCCAGCUGUACAGAAGUCCUCAAGCUCGCGCCGGCCAGCAGAUCAGGAGGAAUCGACGAUUGCUCAGAAUGGACUACGCGAUGAUCCGCCACGCUAUGGACGGAAGGUGUUAGGAACGCGCAAGGAAAGGCGCUUCUCUCCAGAAGACGGUCUACAACUUUUCCAGUUGCUCGACAAUUCGAAGAGCCUCAAGAGCGAGAUGGUGAACCGGAAAUGCCUGACUCGAUGCAACAACCCGACGACACACCGCCCCGCUUCAUGGUCUGCUUGUAUUGCUGCGAUACGACAUUCGGAGGAGAAUGAUGGGAAGAUGUCGAUUGGAUGGAACGAAGCCUUGGCUGACGGGGAGAGUGAGGCGACAAUUGGAGCGUCUUCAAAUCCGAGCCACUACCAUCAGGAUAGGAUGCUGCCCAAUUUGAAGGUAUUCGGGUCC